AUGAUUCCCUCCAUUGCUCUUGUGGCCCUUGCUGCCAGCCCGGCCUUUGCCGGUGUGAUGCAGGCUCGCGGUGAGGAAUUUGUCCGUCCCGUUGAUGGGCACCACUCGGUGUCGACCCCGUGCACCACCACGACCACCUCGACCACCACCACUCACACCCCGACUACCACCACCACCACCCACCACAGCACCACUCCUUGCACCACCAGCACCAAGUCGACCACCACCCCGGUCACCACCCACCACAGCACCACCCCGUGCACCACCAGCACCAAGUCGACCACCACCCCGGUCACCACCCACCACACCACUCCUGUCAAGCCCACCACCAAGACCAUCACUGUUGUGACCACUUCUUGCCCUGUCACCUCCUCGGUUGUCACCUCUGGAUCCACCACCCUUACUGUCCCUGUCACCCAGACUAGCACCAUCACUCAGACCAGCACUGUUGUCUGCACCGAGUGUGAGAGCAUCCCCACCAUCAUCAACAAGGUCAUUCCCAGCUCCCCUGCUCAGUCUAUCCCUGUUAUCCCGGUGGUCCCUGCUCAGAGCACCGCCCCUGCUGUGCCCUCCAAGCCUGCUGCUGUCCCCUCUCAGCCUGCUGCUGCCUCCCCCGCUCAGCCCGAGACUCCUGCUGCUUCUCCUGCUCAGCCCGAGACUCCUGCUGCCUCCCCCGCUCAGCCUGAGACUCCUGCUGCCUCCCCCGCUCAGCCUGAGACUCCUGAGGCCCAGCCCUCUACCCCCGCUGAGCAGACCCCUGCCACCAGCUCCGUUCCCUUCCAGGGUGCUGCUUCCAACACCAAGCCCGUUGCUGGCCUCCUGGCCGGUGUCGUCGGCCUGAUGGCUCUUCUGUAA
Molecule: messenger RNA, 855 nt
Organism: Penicillium manginii
Lineage: Eukaryota; Fungi; Ascomycota; Eurotiomycetes; Eurotiales; Aspergillaceae
Gene: cspA
Product: putative cell surface protein
Exons: 2
Coding region: 1-855 (284 amino acids)
Source: RefSeq, a predicted model, not a curated record